AUGGCGUGGGAAUUCAAGAAAAUGUAUAUGAUGUGUGUGUUCUUGAUGGCACUGUCGAAUCUGUCGCCUACGGUCCGAGCCGAUCCACAGGUUCCUUGUUACUUCAUAUUUGGUGAUUCAUUGGUUGAUAAUGGAAACAACAAUAUACUUUCGUCUUUGGCUAGAGCCGAUUAUCAACCCUAUGGGAUUGACUUCCCUGCUGGACCGACCGGAAGGUUUUGCAAUGGUAGAACUACUACUGAUGUUAUUGCUCAACUCUUGGGGUUUGAUGAUUUUAUUCCACCAUAUGCAAGUAUAAGAGGCCAAGAGCUCCUUAGAGGGGCAAAUUUUGCUUCAGCAGCUGCAGGAAUAAGAGAUGAAACGGGAAGGCAAUUGGGUGAUCGGAUCAGUAUGAAUGGACAAGUAAGAAAUUAUCAAACUGCUGUGGCUCAAUUGGUCGAAAUACUUGGCGACGAGGAUUCGGCAGCCGACCACCUAAGCAAAUGCAUCUUUACAGUUGGAAUGGGCAGUAAUGACUACCUCAAUAACUACUUCAUGCCUUUGUAUUACACAACAGGCCAGCAGUUCAGCCCAGAAGAAUAUGCAGAUGUUCUAAUUCAAGAGUACUCUGGGCAAUUAAGGACAUUGUAUGAUUAUGGAGCAAGGAAGGUAGCAGUGAUAGGAGUUGGUCAGAUUGGUUGCAGCCCAAAUGAAUUGGCUCAAAACAGCCCCAAUGGAGUGACUUGUGUUGGCAGAAUCAACUCUGCAAAUCAAAUAUUCAAUGAGAAGCUUAAAGCUCUAGUUGAUGAUCUGAACAGCAAUCUAGAUGGUGCCCAUUUCACCUACAUAAAUGCCUAUGGGAUUUUUGAGGACAUGAUGAAGAAUCCUUCAGCCUAUGGGUUUACUGUGACAAACAGUGGAUGCUGUGGUGUGGGGAGGAACAAUGGUCAGAUUACAUGCCUUCCUCUUGAAAUUCCAUGCCAAAAUAGGGACCAGUAUCUGUUCUGGGAUGCCUUUCAUCCAACUGAAGCUGCAAAUGUGGUCGUCGCAAGGAGGUCUUACAGCGCCCAGUCUUCCUCUGAUGCUUACCCCAUUGAUAUUCGUCGCUUAGCUGCAAUCUAA
Nelumbo nucifera (sacred lotus) is the source of this 1101-nucleotide messenger RNA. Its product is annotated as GDSL esterase/lipase At5g45670-like. Lineage: Eukaryota; Viridiplantae; Streptophyta; Magnoliopsida; Proteales; Nelumbonaceae. The record is from RefSeq and is a predicted model, not a curated record. Gene Ontology annotation, molecular function: hydrolase activity, acting on ester bonds.